Phytophthora sojae is the source of this 1826-nucleotide messenger RNA. RefSeq lists its product as hypothetical. Bases 88 to 1359 code for a protein of 423 amino acids. The record is from RefSeq and is a predicted model, not a curated record. Lineage: Eukaryota; Oomycota; Peronosporomycetes; Peronosporales; Peronosporaceae. The transcript has a single exon.
GAAAAGAGAGAGGUGCGAAGAGAGACGAGAGAGAGCGGAACAGACAACCCACAGGAACACCACCAUUGACCCCCAAGCAUCCCGAGAAUGUGCCGGCCGAUAGAGUCACGCGAUUCGCUGGGCGCCAUGGGCCCGGCCGCCGUCGCGCUGUUCGCUGGCUACCAGCCCGCGGCCGCGAGCACGGCCAACAGCAUGGCCAUGAUGAGCCAGAAUGCCAAGGCGGGCGCCGCGCCCGCCUGGUCCACCACCGGCGACCUCGGCUUCGGCGCGGACGCGAUGAACAUGCUGAGCAUGGCGGCGCCGCCCCCGGCGCUGCCGUUCGUGUCCUUCCCGAAGACCAACAACCUGCCGGCCAUGCCCUGGGGCAACGCCGCCCCCACGGCCGACCUGAUGAGCCUGGGCAUGCCCAGCGACCAGUUCGUGGCCGCCCCGGCCCCCGCCGCCGAGGUCAAGCCUGAGGCGGCCGCUGCUGCCGCAGUGCAGCCCAACUUUGAGGCCCAGGAGCUGGAGGAGCUACUGGACUUCUCGAUGCCCGGCGACCUGGAGAGCGUCGGCAAGGACAAGCCCGACCUCGUGAACCUGGACGACGGCUUCGACGGCACGGAGAUGUCGAUCCUGUACAGCUUCCUGGUGGACGCGCCCGAGGACAAGAAGCAGGCGGCCGAGGUGGACGACGGCAUCCUGAACCUGAACAUGCUGGCGGGCUCCCCGAUCGAGGGCCUCAUGGAGUCGCUCGAGGCCGACUUCACGGACACGGAGCUCAUGCUGACCCCGCGUCGCCCGGAGCCGCACAUGGCGGCCCCCAAGACGGUCAUGCCCGGCGAGGUCAAGAGCCGUCGCCUCUGCAAGAGCGAGGGCUGCUACAAGCGCUCGCGCUCGAACGGCCUGUGCAUCUCGCACGGCGGCGGUCGCCGCUGCGCCGUGGAGGGCUGCGACAAGAGCUCGCAGGGCGGCAACCUGUGCAUCCGCCACGGUGGCGGCAAGCGCUGCAGCCACGAGGGCUGCGACAAGGCUGCGCAGUCGAACUUCCUGUGCAAGGCCCACGGCGGUGGCCCGCGCUGCCAGUUCGCUGACUGCACGCGCAGCUCGCAGGGCGGUGGCUUCUGCCGCUCCCACGGUGGCGGCAAGCGCUGCAUGUUCGACGGCUGCGACAAGGGCACGCAGCGCGGCGACUACUGCGCGCUCCACGGCGGCUCGCGUCUGUGCGAGGUGCCAGGCUGCAUGCGCAACGACCGCGGCGGAGGCCUGUGCGCCACCCACGGCGGCGGCAAGCGCUGCACCAUGGAGGGCUGCAACAAGCCGUGCCGUCGCAAAGGCCUGUGCUCGGCGCACCUGCGCCAGUCGGAGGCUGCGAAGUAAAGGUGGGUCGAUCAAGAGGAAGUCGGGCUACUGUAGCCAAAGAAGUGAGGACGAGCAGGUGACGGCUGUGAUGGUUGGACGACGACUCGAUGGGCCGACAAUGGAGGAGACAACGAAGUUGGGAGGAGGGGGGGGGAGGGGCGGAGUUGGAAGAUGGUGCAGCUGACGGUUCUGGUGGCUUUCCCCUCGAGAAUGAAUUCGACGCGCGCGCCUCCUUCGCUGUGGAACACAUUAGCGGUGUUGUGCAUGUGGUUAUAUUUGUGCCGAGUAGGGUCAGCCAAACACUAGUGUGCUACAGCCUCGGCGCUGCCGUAGGCUACCACAGGGUUGGAACUCACGACGUCGCCGAAGGCACUAAGUAACCUUCUGGCAAGAUCAGAUACUGCUUAGCAAUACAUAUCUUCAAAAUAUUUUUUUAACCCCGCAGCAAUCUGGCUCAUUGCGCCGAGUUUCCCAACAGGAUGGUG